CAUGUGGGCAACUGGUGCUUUAGUGAUUCUCAAGAUGCGAACCGCAGUGAAUCUGAUUGCUGCCAUGUUGCUUAUUGCCGGGCUAGACCUUCUAUCUACUACCGAUGCUGCUAGCGAGCCUGUGUGUGCCUAUCGUAACUUCGAGGAUGAGACCAUUUUCUUGAAGUAUUUGCCUUUACUCAAAAAGGGGCAGGACUAUGUCGACUUUGGCAAAGAUGGCAAGUGUCUGAAACGAGCUAUCUGCACCGACACCUUCAAAAUAGAAAUUGAAGACUGCACCAAGCAAAAGAUAAGCUGCGUGAACAAACAUCGGUUUACAGGUGUGUUUCCUGGUUGCUGUGUCAAAUGUUAGGCUAGUAUCCCUCAGGUGCAACAAAUAUUGUCAAUGUUUUUUUCAAUAAACUUGGACAUUAAACAUGAAACCUAUACACA
This is a messenger RNA of Scaptodrosophila lebanonensis, 432 nucleotides long. RefSeq lists its product as uncharacterized. Lineage: Eukaryota; Metazoa; Arthropoda; Insecta; Diptera; Drosophilidae. The coding region runs from base 2 to 352 and encodes 116 amino acids. The transcript has 3 exons. The record is from RefSeq and is a predicted model, not a curated record.